Messenger RNA from Drosophila novamexicana, 1392 nucleotides. Its product is annotated as zinc finger protein 28-like. Bases 170 to 1249 code for a protein of 359 amino acids. The transcript has 2 exons. Gene Ontology annotation, cellular component: nucleus. NCBI's taxonomy places the organism in Eukaryota, Metazoa, Arthropoda, Insecta, Diptera, Drosophilidae. The record is from RefSeq and is a predicted model, not a curated record.
UUGUUAUGAAUUUAAUAGAAUUCACGAAAAGCAAACAAUUUGAUGUUAAUUAAGCAAACGAAUUCGUUAAAAAACGUAUUAUUAAAAUAUGUUAUCCAAUUGAGAAUAAGAUCAUAGUUAAACAAAAACUUUAUGCUUUACAUUAAAAUAAACAAGAAACUCUAACAAAAUGCUGGACCGAGCGAAUGGCAAACCCUUCAGAUGUGACCAAUGCAACUAUACGUCCAAUCGUUCCUUUGAUCUGCGACGUCAUCAGCAGCGCCAUGCCAGGGUGAAGCCCGUGGAAGGAACUGUAUUCAAAUGCAACGAAUGCUCCUUUGUAACGAAAUGGAAGCGCAACAUGGGACGCCACAUGGAGAAGCAUAAAAAGACUGCGGUGGCAGAGGACAGUCAACUAGAGGAUGAGACCAUAGAGGAGUUUAUAGUGGAGGUAAUUGAAGCAUCCGAAGAUCCGGAGAUCGAGGAGGAGCAAGCUGCAGCCGAUCAAGCCACAGUCACCAUGGUUCUGGCUUCGGAUAAAAUUAACGAGACGCCAAGAGAUAAGAAGCUGAAACGCUUCAAGUGCGAACUAUGCCGCUAUACAUCGAAUCGCGCCUUUGAUUUGCGACGUCACGAGCAGACGCAUUUUCGCAUAAAGGUGGUCGAUGGCAUGGCCUACAAAUGCUCCGAAUGUCAUUUCAUAACCAAAUGGAAGCGUAACAUGAGGCGUCACAUGCGCAAGCACGAGGAUCCCAACGAGGAAGAAUUCACAGCAGAAACGAAUGAGCCGGAAGCCGAAGAGAUUGUUGUGGAGCUCAUCGAUGCAGAGGCAUUAAGCUCCGAUUUUGACAUGGCAUCCGAGACGCAAUCCUGCUCCCAGGAGUGGUCCGCACCCGAAGAAAUCCAGAGCGAAAAACGCUAUAAAUGCGACCAAUGUGAAUAUGAAUCGAAACGCGGCUACGAUUUGCGACGUCACGCGCAGAUUCAUGCAAAGGCAAAGCCACUGCAGGGCAUAGCAUAUCAGUGUAAUGAAUGCUCCUUUAUCACCAAGUGGAAGCGAAAUAUGAGGCGGCAUAUGGAGAAGCACAAACCGAAGCCAAUCGAAGCUAAUGUUCAGGUGGACGACUUUGUUGUGGAGCUAAAGUCUGUCGAGGGAGAUCACACUGAGAAACUAAAGUCCUUGGAAUUGGAAGAGGAUCCCGGGGUACUGCCAUCCUAUUGGAUAGCGCUCCCAGCAGAUGAUACAAUGUAUUUAGAUACCGCUUCAUAGCAGUUGGUUCCCUUCUAGAAAUUCGAGAUUAAAGGCUGAAUUGAAGCCUUUGCUAACUAUAAAAGUACACAUGUACAUAUGUAUAAAUCUCUUUUUAAAACUAUAUAUAAGAAAUUGCAAUUAUUUACAAAUAUUUUACUGGU